AUGACAAGGAUAUAUUUCUUUAUAUACCUGGCAGCAGUAAUCAUAGUUUUAUUAUUCCCAAGAAUAAAAAGCAUGCUUUGUUUAUCUUGCAGUAAAACAAGCAUAAAAUAUGUUUCAAAUGCAAGGCUAACAAAAGUACAACAAAAGGAGAAAAACUGCUAUCCCACAAAAGGAGACAUUUCAUGUGGAAGAAAAAAAAAAAUCCUAUUUUUGCUGACAAAACAUUUCCAUAGCAUUCCGAACAAACCAAGGUUGCUUUUUCUCCACGUCGGAGAGAACAGAUACGGAAGUGUUCAUUUUGAUGAUCCGAGAAAAGUAUUGACAAAGUCUUAUUUGAGGCAAUUGGGGAGUCACUUUAGCUUUGGCAUUAUCGGCAUUAGCAAUAGCAGCAGUGGCAACUUUCGGCACAGGACCUCGUCACUGACACAGAAUUGGAAAAGCAAAAUAAGGACCCCUCUUGAUUAUCCUCUGAAAAACAGAAAACAUUUUCUUAUGCUCAAAAUGAGUGACACAGGAGAAAGUACCCUUUCGACGUUUAACUGCACACGUUCAGGAAAAAAUGAAAGCAAAGAAAAGGAAGAAACAAUUCAGUUGAAAUCGAACAUUUGGACUAAUGAAAAUAAAACUGCAGACAACUCAAUUCAUAUGAAAGAAAAGAACAUAUAUAAAGAUAGCUACUCAAUUGAGCAAGACACAUUUGAAUAUACCGAAAGUGAUUUGAUAAUAAGAAAGAAAUGUAAUGAAAACCAUUGGGGAAGAAUGGAUGAUGACAAUAAAAGUGAUAUUAAAAAGAACCAUGAUGGGGGGAAUUUUAUACGCAGAGAUAAUGGUACUAAUAUACAUACAGUGGAUUCAUACAAUAAUCACAGCCAAUCUUGUAGUAAGAGUAAUGAACAUGUAAUGUGGUGUAGCAAAUAUUUCACGAUUGAACAACUUGAAGAUAUAAGAAAAAAUUGCAACUACCUUAAAAUAAAUAAAACUGAAAAUGACGAAUUUAACAUAGAAUUAUAUUUCCAUUUUAAGGAAUUCAAAUUAUUAAGAAAAAAAGAUGAACUGUUAAAAUCAUUAAUGAAUAGAUUAAUUUUAAAUAUAAAAAAGUCAGAACAAAAAAAGAAAAAAGAGCUAAAAAAGAGCAGGAAUAGGAACACUGAACCUUGUGCGACUGAUUUUUCUACACAACAAAAUGAUGAAAGUUCAAGAAUCUGUAUACAAUUUUUUGAUAGUGAAAACAAUGUAGUGGAUGAAAAUGCGACUUUGGUGCAUAUAGUUAAUAAAUUAAGUUAUGUUCUUAUAAAUGAACACAAAAUAGAUAUAUUCAAAGGAUUAUAUGACCUUAAACAAAUUUAUGUAUCCAUGGAUGUAUAUAAUGGCCAUCCAAUCAUACCUGUGAAUGUACCGUUGGCAGACAUUAAUGAGUAUGCAUAUUAUUGGGUACGUUCGAAUAACAACAAAGUGAUAAUAUCAUGUGAUUUGUUUUAUAAGCCAAGCAAGGAAGAUGUAAACAAAAAUAUUCAACUUGUUAUAUAUAAUAAAAAAAACCCUUUCUUUUUUUAUGUAACGAAUGAAAUUGAAGUGUUGCGAAAUGAAUUUGAGGAAGAACUAAAAAGGAAAGAAAAUAGAUAUGCUGAUUUUAUCCAAACAAUAAAUAUAAACGACGAUAGAAGCGAUAACUUGAUACGCAUUUUGACUUACAACAUUCUUGCUCCAAUAUACACCAACACGAAGUAUGCACUUGAAUACAUGUUCAAAAAUGUAGACCCAUGUUAUCUAAAAACGAACUAUAGAUCCCAUUUACUAAUAGAUGAUAUCAGUCAUCAUUAUGACAUUAUAAGUCUGCAAGAAGUUAGUGAACAUCUACACUCAAAUUUAUUUUCUGUUUACCUGCAUGAGAAUUUUUAUACCUCAUACAAGCCAAAAAAUAACUACGGAAAUGAUGGUUGUUCCUUAUUUGUUAAUAAAAAAAAAUUCACCUUAAUUGAGUAUAAAAAUUAUGAAUUUAAUCAAGUAAUAAAAAAUUCAGAAUUGAAAGAGGUCUAUGACACAUUUAUCAACUUGUCAGAGGAUCUUGAGGAAAUUAUCAGAGAAAUUAAAACAAUUUUUCAAAUUGGUAUUUACACACAUAUUAAGUCCGCAAAGAUAUUCCUUAUUGCCAAUACACAUUUUUAUUUUCACAGUUUAGCUAGCCAUAUUAGAGCAAUGCAAUCCUAUACAUUAUUACACAUUUUGGAAACAUUAAAAAAAACAUAUGAACAAAAAUAUAGUAAACCCGUUUAUGUUGUGCUGAAUGGAGAUUUCAAUACAAAUUUUGAGUCCGAAGUUUUUUCUUUCUUUGAAGGAAAGGAUAUUACCUCAAAUUCGGAUAUAUGGAUAAACGCCAAAUUGUUUAAAAAAGAAUUUGAUGACUUGAAUAAAUAUCCAACACUAUUUGACUUAAAAAAAAAAUCCAAUAAUUCUGAACAAAUUAGUGGUCCCUAUUUAAACAGGAAAAUUUUCAUGCCUUUAUAUUCAGCAUACAAAAAGGGAGAUAUUUCAUACACCAAUUGGAACAAUAAUUUUAUUGAUGUUUUGGAUUAUAUAUUUUUAUCUCCUAGCCUUAAGGUCAAAAGAAUAUUAAAAGGUAUUGAAAAGGAAAUUUUCCAUAAAUAUAAUGGUGUAUUAUCUCCAAUACACCCAAGUGACCACAUAUCCAUAGCUGCUGAGGUAGAAAUGUGA
Molecule: messenger RNA, 2712 nt
Organism: Plasmodium gonderi
Lineage: Eukaryota; Apicomplexa; Aconoidasida; Haemosporida; Plasmodiidae
Product: endonuclease/exonuclease/phosphatase domain containing protein
Exons: 1
Coding region: 1-2712 (903 amino acids)
Biological process (GO): nuclear-transcribed mRNA catabolic process, deadenylation-dependent decay
Cellular component (GO): mitochondrion
Molecular function (GO): 3'-5'-RNA exonuclease activity
Source: RefSeq, a predicted model, not a curated record